Messenger RNA from Sturnus vulgaris (Common starling), 1464 nucleotides. RefSeq names its product UFM1 specific peptidase 2 (gene UFSP2). Gene Ontology annotation, biological process: proteolysis. Gene Ontology annotation, molecular function: deUFMylase activity; protein binding. Gene Ontology annotation, cellular component: nucleus; endoplasmic reticulum. The record is from RefSeq and is a predicted model, not a curated record. Lineage: Eukaryota; Metazoa; Chordata; Aves; Passeriformes; Sturnidae.
AUGGGUGGGCGCCCAUGUCAACUGCUUGUUGACAGUUUGGCACCGGGCAACGGCCGGAGGUGGAGCAAAGCGCACACGGAAAACGCCGCCGUUCCGUUCGCAGUGUACGUUCCCUGCCUUGCCAAAGGCCGUGCGAGCCCAGGCCCGGCUAUGGAGCGGCGCCGUGUCGGGCAGGGCUGCGGCGGGCCCGGGCACAGCAGCAGGGACGGAUCCAAGGCCGGUAGCCCCGGGAGCUCGGCACCAGCGGGGGCCGCGGCCGCGCCCCGUGGUGGCCGUCCCCGGGUCCGCACAGCCCGGGAGGAUCGGCCCGAGCCGCCUUCGGGCGCGGGGCUGCCGGGGGAGCUCGGCCGGCGGUGCUGGAUGGCGCUGAGCUGCGAGCCGCUGCCGCAGGACCCUGCCGCAGAGAACCGCUCCCGUGGUACCCUGUUGGCAAAAGCGAAGGAGUCGCUGGUGAGGAGAGAUGGAGAUCCUCCAGCACCUUUUCUGGUUGGACAACGAUACUAUGAACAGGGGUUGUAUAAAGAGGCAUUAAAGGAAUUUGAAAAAAUCAAGGAUACAUAUUUUCAAGCAAUGUAUCAGCUUGGUGUAAUGUAUUAUGAUGGACUUGGCACUAAAAAAGACCCUGAAAGGGGAGUGGAAUACAUGAAUAAAAUACUCAACUCUGAUUCCCCAGAAGCAAAACACUUGAAGUUUGCAGCGGCAUACAAUCUUGGCAGGGCUUAUUAUGAAGGAUGUGGUGUUAAGCAUUCAACUGAAGAGGCUGAAAGGUUGUGGCUUACUGCUGCAGACAAUGGAAAUCCAAAAGCAAGUAUAAAGGCCCAGAGUACUUUAGGAAUGCUCUAUUCUAUGCCAAUUCUAAAAGAUCUGGAGAAGGCCUUUUUCUGGCAUUCAGAAGCAUGUGACAAUGGAAAUCUGGAAUCACAGGCAGCACUUGGCAUUAUGUAUCUCUAUGGAAAAGGUACAUGUCAAAACACUAAAGCUGCUUUGGAGUGUUUGAGAAAAGCAGCAGAACUUGGAAACAUCUAUGCCCAAGGCCAUCUUGUGGAAUAUUACUACACUAGAAAAUUUUACUCAAAAGCUGCUGCACUAGCCAAAAGGGCUACGGAAAAUGAUGACAACAUGCUAGCCAAGAUAACUGAUUGCCAUCCAACAUAUGUAGCCCAGGGGGCUGCUAUGGCUGCUUUCUACUUGGCUAGAUGCCUCCAGCUUGGCCGAGGCAUAAAGAAAAACCAGCGUGCUGCUGAGAUGUACUAUUCUAAAGCAUGCAAUCUGGAUCCUGGUGUUUCUUCUCACCUUGAAUUGGCAGCUAAUCUUGGGACAAUUUAGUGUUUCUUUUAACUGGUGUAUAAAUAUAUUUCCUGCAAUAAACCGUCAUUAAUCUUCAGCAAUUAUAGACUGUUCCUCACUUACUGCUUGCUUUACAACUUUCUAUAAAUUAUUAUUUAAAGCAAUUCACUGAUUCAU